Cuscuta campestris is the source of this 3604-nucleotide messenger RNA. Lineage: Eukaryota; Viridiplantae; Streptophyta; Magnoliopsida; Solanales; Convolvulaceae. The record is from the annotation of a GenBank genome assembly.
GAGCCGCCUCUAAUUUUGUUACUCUGCUUUUCGAUCUGGUGAAUCACGGAGUGAAGAAGAGAAACAGAGAAAGGCGAGGCUCUGCAAAACCACCGGCUAAGGAGGAGCAAUGGGAGUACCGGCAUUCUACAGGUGGCUGGCUGAUCGGUACCCACUGUCGAUCGCUGACGUGGCGGAGGAAGAACCCAGGGACGGCAUGCCUUUUCCGGUAGACGUGUCAGGGCCGAACCCUAACGGGAUUGAGUUCGACAACUUGUACCUGGACAUGAAUGGGAUUAUUCACCCCUGUUUUCACCCGGAAGGGAUGCCUGCUCCUGCAACUUACAAUGAUGUAUUCAAAUCAAUUUUCGAGUACAUUGAUCAUCUCUUUUCAUUGAUUCGUCCAAGAAAGCUACUUUAUUUGGCAAUUGAUGGAGUGGCUCCUAGAGCUAAAAUGAACCAACAACGUACCAGGCGUUUCAAAGCGGCUAAAGAUGCUGCAGAGAUGGAAGCCGAAGAAAGGUUGAGGAAGGAAUUUGAGAUUGAGGGGGCCAAAUUAUCGGUAGAAAAGACAGAGACAUCUGAUUCAAAUGUUAUUACUCCCGGAACUCCAUUUAUGGCAGUACUUUCAGUGGCUCUACAGUAUUAUAUACAAUCAAGGCUGAAUAAUAAUGCUAGCUGGCGGUUUACAAAGGUAAUUCUCUCUGAUGCAAAUGUCCCUGGUGAGGGGGAGCACAAAAUCAUGUCCUACAUUCGCUUGCAACGUGACCUUCCAGGCUUUGAUCCAAACACACGCCAUUGUUUAUAUGGUCUUGAUGCAGAUCUAAUAAUGCUGUCUCUGGCUACUCAUGAAGUGCAUUUUUCAAUACUGAGAGAGGUAAUUCCUCCACCUGGACAGCAGAAUAAGUGCUAUGCUUAUGGACAAUCUGGGCAUUUGGCUGCAGAUUGUAAUGGCAUAGGUUUUAGUCAAGCUGCAGAUGCAAAUGGGAAAGCUUCAAAUGCCAUUCCCAUCCACAAGAAGAAGUACCAGUUGAUAAAUAUGUGGGUGUUGCGGGAAUAUUUGCAACAUGAUUUGGCUAUUUCGAAUCCCCCAUUUAAAAUAGACUUCGAGAGGGUGCUGGAUGACUUUGUUUUCUUGUGCUUCUUUGUUGGCAAUGACUUUCUGCCUCAUAUGCCCACACUGGAGAUUCGAGAGGGGGCAAUCAAUCUUCUGAUGGCCAUUUACAGAACUGAGUUUACGGCUAUGGGUGGUUAUCUCACAGAUGCGGGUGAGGUUUCUCUUGAUAGGGCAGAACAUUUUAUUAAAGCAAUUGCGCGUCACGAAGACCAAAUUUUCCGGAAACGAGCUCGUAUUAGUCAGGCAAGAAAUGACAGUAAUGAUGAGCCACCACCGCCCGACAUGGACAAGGUGAGGCUUGGAGAGCCUGGAUACAAGGAUCGAUAUUAUCUUGAGAAAUUUGGUUUGUCAAGUCCAGCGGAAAUUGAAAUGACUAGACAAGAUGUUGUUCAGAAGUAUGUUGAAGGGUUGUGCUGGGUUUGCCGGUAUUACUUCCAAGGUGUAUGUUCCUGGCAAUGGUUUUAUCCAUAUCAUUAUGCUCCAUUCGCUUCUGAUCUUAAAGGGCUAGCAGACUUAGAGAUUACAUUCUUCCGCGGUGAACCAUUUAGGCCCUUUGAUCAGCUGAUGGGUGUCUUGCCUGCUGCGAGUUCAAGUGCUCUUCCUGAAAGAUACAGGACAUUAAUGACUGAUCCAUCAUCUCCCAUUAUUGAAUUUUAUCCAACUGAUUUUGAAUUGGACAUGAACGGGAAGCGUUUUACAUGGCAGGCUGUUGUGAAGUUGCCGUUCAUUGAUGAAAAUAAGUUGCUUGCUGAAACAAAGAGGCUAGAAGACACUUUGACGCCAGAAGAGCAACUAAGAAACAGCGUGAUGUUUGAUUUGCUGUAUAUUCACCCUUUACAUCCUUUGGCACCAUAUAUCCUGACUUACUAUCGCCAUAACAUUUCCGUGCCUCCGAAGGAACAAAUACCAUGGCCAAUUGAUGCCAGUACAAGUGGUGGAAUGAAUGGAUUCAUUUGGUUAUCAGAAAGAAAUGGGCUGAAAAAUGUUGUUCCUCCCCCAAUUCCCGAAUUGGAUGCCAUUACUAACAAUCAAAUUUUGAAUAUUACUUUUCUGAAUCCUCCUCCUCACAAGCACAUUCCAAAGCCUCCUGCAGGAGUAAUUAUGCCUAGUAAGGCUGUGAGACAGUUUGAUGUAAAACCCUUACCUGCGUUAUGGCAUGAAGAGUAUGGCUCUAGGCGGCAGCUUGGCAAAGAUAGGCCCCCAAUAGCUGGUGCGAUUGCCGGUCCUUCAUUAGGAGAAGCGGCCCAUCGCUUGCUCAAGAACACAUUGAAUAUCGGGUAUGGGGGGAAUUGCAGAGGAGCAUCAAACCAGGCAAACUUCAGAAACAGCCCUGGAAGCAAUAAUAUGAUAACUAAGCCAAGGGCUUUUGGUGGAUCAUGGGGGCGAGAUGAGGGGUUUUAUGACCAAACGAAUUCUAAUCGAAGCUCAGCAGGAAACCAUGUUGGUUAUCGGCCUCGAGCUGCUGUACAAUCUGGUCGGUUUUAUGAUGAUCCUUCUUCAUAUGGUAAUCAUUACCAUAAUGCCCCUCGUGGUGUAAUGGGCAUUCCCGGCCCAAGAUAUGGCCCACCCUCUCCCUAUGAGUUUCAAGGAAACCGCCAAAAUUUCAGAGGGCAGGACAGAGUUUUUCAUCAAGAUCAGUACCACGGCAACAGGGGGGGAAUGCCGCUGUCUGUCCCAAACGAGUUCCAUGGAAGCCGCCAAAAUUACAGAGGGCAAGACAGACAUUUUCAUCCAGAGCAGUACCAUGGCAUCAGGGGUGGACCGUCGUUGCCUGCCCCAAAUGAGUUCCAAGGAAACCGGCAAAAUUUCAGAGGACCAGACAGGCUUUUACACCAAGAUCCGACCCACGGCAUCAGGGGUGGGAUGUCUGCAUUGACCAUUGAAGGCAGUGGAAGAGCGAGGCAACAAACAGCACCUUCCCCUAGAUUGCCUCACGUUCAGCCCAUCCCUCCUCCAUUCACGAACAACAGUGUGGGCCCACUUCCAUCACCGCCUCCAAGGUGGAUCACCUGUCCCUCAUCUAGCGGCGGCAGGGGGAUGAGCUCAAAGCAGCAAAUGACCUCAAACGACGGGCGCGAGAAGCAGGUUAAGAUGGUGUAUCAAGUCAAAACGCGCCCAGCUCAUCCGGGGUCACUGCAGUAAUGUCUUUUUUUCGUCAUUCGUUCAUCGUCAUUGUUCUUUAGCGUUACAUCUUUGCUUGUAUCUUGUAACAAACAGAACAAGAGGAAGAACUAGGAGUAGUAGAUUCAGAGAUGUCCAUCAGCAUCAAAACCCACUAUGAAGGGAAAGGAAAAAAAACAAAAAGGACGGUCAUUGUAAAUUUGGUUAGGUGUAUAUGAAAUCCAUACAUCUACUAGUCUUACUGGUGCAGUGUAAGUUUUCUUUUGUCAAGAGACAAACAAACAUUAUUGGUCACAGAUGAUCUCUUUUUUUUCAGUAUGUUUCUAGACACUUUAUUUAUGCGUGUUAAGCACUGAGCAAAUAGCUACAUAAAGAAAAAAAGUGGGU